AAGGUCCUCUACCUGGUUUUCAAAGGCACAUCGUUCGUCGCGGACUUCGUGGCCAACGCGUCGCUUAGCCCCGACUACGCGCCGUUCGCCCGGCUCUUCGGCGAUCGCAACACCUUCGUGCACCACGGUGCCUACCACGCCAUCACCCAGCUUCGGGUGCACGAGUGGACCAACUUGCUCGAGCAGGUGCGGCAGUCCACGGCCGAGGGCGCCCAGGCGCUCGUGGUUACCGGGCACUCGCUGGGGGGGCAGUACGCUUUGGCUUUCAUGCUCCAGAUCUUCCUGGACCGGCGAGAGCGCCUACGGCAGCCAGACCUGCCCGCCGAGGAGCCGCUGGUGGCCUGCUGCCGCAGCGUGUCGUUCGGCUCCCCGAUGGCGCUCGGCGCCGCGCAGGGCUCCGACGUGAGGGAGGACCUCGCCGCCUUCAUGCGGUCCCGCUCCGUGCUGUACAUACACGGCGGGGACCCUGCUCCGCGCCUGUGGUCGGAGUUGGAUCUCCAGGAUUUCAUGGGCUAUUUUACGGGCUGGAUGGGCGGGCAGAUGUCCAGCGUAGCCCGAACUAUCGUGGACUACGCGGCUGGCCCUGGAGGCCUCGUCACGAAGAUCGAAGAGAUGCUCGAGAGCCCUCACAUCGCUGCCCACCUGCUGCGGCCAGCCGCGUGCUACGUGCACCUGUCACGCAUAUUCCUGCUGAGUGACGAGUUCAAGCCCUGGCGCCCUCUCACCCGCGACUGCAUCCGUCUCGAGGACCAUCACAUGGUAGAGUACCUGGAGGCCAUGGCGUCCGCCAUGGACCCCACCCUGGCUGGCCGCCUCUUCGCCGAGGGGGGCCAGCCGCUCCUGGACCCGGACGGCCGCGGCAGCAUCUCGUACGCCCAGUCCAACCUCCAAGCGUGCGGCGCCGAGGCCAAGCAGCUCGCGUUCGAGCCCCCGCGGCGGGCGCCUCCCCCCCAGGCCGAGCCCCCCAGCGGCGCUGCGACGCCGGCGACGGAGCCGGCCACCGGCGGUGAGACGCCGGCCACGCCCGAGGCCCAGGGCGAGGCUGCCGGCGAGGAGCCCGCCGCGCCCGCGCCCUCCGCGCCUCCGCCUGCGGCGCUCUCGCCCGUCGUCGAUGCCGCGGCCGUGCCCGCGCCCGCCAGGGCGUGUGGCCGGGCAGGGGAGGGGCCGUGCGAGGGGGGGCAGCAGCCUCGGGAGGCGCCCGCGGAGGGCGCCGCCCCGGGCGCGGCAGCUGGCCCGACGUCGCUCGACUUCUGGGCGGAGCGGGGCGCGGAGGGCGUCGGCCGGGGCCCAGGCGGCGCCAGCACCGCGGGGGAGGAGGAGCCGCACCGGCCAGCGUGAGCUGGGAGCCAGGGCGAGCCUCGGCCCGCAAGGCCAGAUGUCGCCCUCUCGUUUUCCUUUGAUUUGGUGUCCUGUUUUUUGUUGCGGAUGUUUGUGUGUAUUUUCCGGAGGCUCUUGGCCUCGCCCGCCUUGCCGUGGACAGACUCGGCCACGCACAGCGUGGACGCCCGUGCGCAGCGGCAGCUCAAGCCAAGCCCAGUCAGGACGGUGGAGGCUUAAAAGUGACCAAGACCGUGAAGGGGGAGACGAGGGUGUUGCUCUUCUUUCAGUUUGCCCUCGGCAGGCCACGAUUGCCCAACGGUAGGCUGGGCGUGUGCAUCCAAUGCUCCCCCUUCGCCGUGAAGGGCCCGGAGUGCAGCCGUGUUGGGGCCUCGCGACAGAAACAAGGCCACUGAUGCUCUUCCUGAUCCCGCCUCGGGGAGUUCUGGGUAUUCUGUUUGUGGGCCUUGUCGAUGGAUUCGCAGGGCGUCUUGCGCCAGCACAGCGACUUGGCAUAUUCUUGGCCCGCCUCCGAGACGUCCUUGAUCUUUUGGCGGCUGAGCCAUAUUCGUAUACCCUUUUUGGCGUGUGGUCUUUCGUUCCGCCGCCUCUUGCCGACGCACGAAUCUCGCAUCCGCGUGGAUGGAGCCCCUCUUCCUCUCUCACGCGCCACGCGCCUGUCCUAUUUGCUCGUUCCCUUCCCUUGAUUGGGCACGGCAGGGCCCUCCGCGUCGGGCGCGAAGAUUCCGCAAAGGCCCGCUAAUGUUCGAGCGGGGAGUUCCGUUGAAAGUGGACAGUGCCGCGAUGUUGCAGGCGUCUGGCAGGCCGAGAAGUUGGAGACCAAUGCCGAGCGGACGGGCGCGCCACUGGCCCACAGAGUGGUGGUCAAGCGCUGCAGGGUGCG
This is a messenger RNA of Prorocentrum cordatum, 2221 nucleotides long. The record is from the annotation of a GenBank genome assembly. Lineage: Eukaryota; Dinophyceae; Prorocentrales; Prorocentraceae.